This is a messenger RNA of Alexandromys fortis (reed vole), 996 nucleotides long. RefSeq names its product SPRY domain containing 7 (gene Spryd7). The record is from RefSeq and is a predicted model, not a curated record. The coding region runs from base 194 to 838 and encodes 214 amino acids. Gene Ontology annotation, molecular function: protein binding. The transcript has 4 exons. NCBI's taxonomy places the organism in Eukaryota, Metazoa, Chordata, Mammalia, Rodentia, Cricetidae.
GGCAGCUGGCCCCGCCCACCUCCCGGGCCCGCCCCGCCCCUCCCUGCCGGGCGGUCCUCGCUUCUUGGCCGGGGGGCCUUGCCUCAACCUCGGCUUCGCCUCCCCGCCGAGGCGUAGCUGCGCGGUUUGCGAAGCUCCCGCGACCCAGAAACAGUCGGGCGCGGGCGGAGCGGCGGGGCUGUGUAGCUGCGCCAUGGCCGCGUCGGCGUGGUGCUGCCUGCGUUGCUGCAGGGACGGCGGGACCGGCCACAUUCCUCUCAAGGAGAUGCCGGCCGUACAGCUGGACACGCAGCACAUGGGAACAGAUGUUGUCAUUGUGAAAAAUGGAAGAAGAAUCUGUGGCACCGGAGGGUGUUUAGCCAGUGCACCUUUACAUCAGAACAAAAGCUACUUUGAGUUCAAAAUCCAGUCUACUGGAAUCUGGGGUAUAGGUGUUGCAACUCAGAAAGUGAACUUGAACCAGAUUCCUCUCGGCCGAGACAUGCAUAGUCUGGUGAUGAGAAACGAUGGAGCCCUGUACCACAACAACGAAGAAAAGAGCAGGCUGCCAGCCAACAGCCUUCCUCAGGAGGGCGAUGUAGUGUUGAUGACAGUGCAAUUCUGGAUUGCCAGUUCAGUGAAUUUUAUCAUACUCCUCCACCAGGUUUUGAAAAAAUAUUAUUUGAGCAGCAGAUCUUCUGAAUGUGUUUGUUUUCAAAACUGGCGCUUCUGCACAACCACACAGCGCUUGCCACUUAAAGCUCUCCCUGACCUAGAGAGGGAAACUCAUCCUGAAAAUCGCUCCUUCUUACUGUUGUCUGAGGAACCCGUGUCUUCAUUAUACCAGGCUGAAGUUUGAUUUGCAAUAUCUAGGCAUUGUGAAUCAACACUUGGGGCCACUUAUUUAAUCUUAUUUAAACUAAUAAACCAUGGGUUUGGUUAACAGUAUUACAUGGUAACAUGUAUAUAAAUAUUUAAAGGGAAAUUUUCUUAUAUAAAGUAUUUGUUUGACAGUGA